Molecule: messenger RNA, 1640 nt
Organism: Acyrthosiphon pisum (pea aphid)
Lineage: Eukaryota; Metazoa; Arthropoda; Insecta; Hemiptera; Aphididae
Exons: 2
Coding region: 291-1640 (449 amino acids)
Molecular function (GO): nucleic acid binding
Source: RefSeq, a predicted model, not a curated record
GCUGUAUACUCUGUCUCAAAGUAGAAUACACCGGGCGGCCGACCGGUUUUCGUUCGGUAUGCGCAUCUGCUCCCCUCCAGUUUGCGCGCCAGGUGAUCUACGCGGUCGUCCACAUACCAAUUAAACAACCGUUAUACAGUAUACACCGUACACAAAAUAUUUUAUUGCUGUCUGCGAUUGACUACGUCUCGCUCUGCACGUCGUUUGCACUAUCACUAUAACCUAAUCGUAUUUUGAUUUGUAUUUUUUGUAUUUUUGCCGUGUAUAGUUUUUUUAAGUAUAUUUACGCCAUGGACAACGAAGUUUCAGAUUUUACAUCACCAGCGAAGAAAAAUAAGAGAGGAAAGUGGGUUUCUUCACAGCAGAAGGAAAUGAUUGUCAACCAUUACAAAAGCAAAGUCCAAGCGAACCCAAAAAUCACAAUACGUGAAGCCCGGACAAUCAUUUCAAAAGAAUUGGGGAUUGGAGAAAAAACCAUAUCCAAUACAUUAAAAGAAUACCGUGAAACUAAAACCGUCAGUUCACCAAAUAAAGAACGGAUCCAUAAAAAUGUGAUUUCGAAGACGGAUGAUUUUGAUAAAUAUGCCAUAAGAAGAAAAAUUCACAAUUUAUGGAUAAAUCGUGAGUUACCCACGCUUGACAAAAUACUUUCGGUCGUCAACGAAGAUGAAAGUCUACCAUCUUUUUCCCGAGCGACAUUACAUCGACUUUUAAAAUCGAUGGAUUUCGUUUACACCAAAAGAGGACGAAACAGUGCGCUUUUAGACUCCAAUGAACUUAUUCUUUGGCGGAGGAGAUAUUUGCGAAAUAUCAAAAAAUAUCGUGAGGAAGGUCGUCCAAUUUACUAUCUGGACGAAACGUGGGUUAAUGCUGGAGACGUCAAUACCAAAGUGUGGGUCGACAAAACUGUCCAAUCUAGUCAACAUGCGUUUUCCCAGGGCCUUUCAACUGGUCCCGUAAAUCCGAGUGGUAAGGGGAAACGAUUAAUAGUCGUUCAUAUUGGCUCUGAAGAUGGAUUCGUUCCUGGAGGAUUAUUGUCGUUCGAGUCGAAAAAGAACACUAGUGACUAUCAUGACGAAAUGAAUGGGCAAAGUUUCCGUGAUUGGUUACUAUGUGUUUUGCCGAAAUUAAAAGAUAACGCGGUAAUCGUUAUGGAUAACGCUCCUUACCAUUCGGUAAAAUUAGAGAAAUGUCCAACAACAAAUUGGAAGAAAGCGAACAUUAUUGAAUGGCUUCAAAGCAAAGGGGAGGUAAUUGAUAGCACUAUGAUUAUACCAGAAUUAUUGGAUAUUGUGAAACAACUAAAACCAUUGUACGACAAAUACGAAAUCGAUGAACUAGUUUCACAACACAAUAAAACAGUGCUACGAUUACCUCCAUACCACUGCGAACUCAAUCCGAUUGAAAUGGCUUGGUCGGUAAUCAAAAACCACGUAAAAUCGAAUAACAAGACUUUCAAGCUUAAAGAUGUCCAAAAGCUCUUGAUUGAAGGCGUAAAUAAAGUCACUGAAGAAAUGUGGAGAAAUUUUAUAAGCCACACUGAAAAUGAAGAGGACAAAUUUUGGAACAUCGAUAUGAUUGUGGACGAGUUAAUGGCUGAACGACAAGAUUUAGUUAUGACGAUCGGGCCAGAGCGAUGA